AUGCCCCUUUCAUUUGGCGCUCUUACCAAGGUCAUCGGUCUCUCGAAUUAUCUUUCGAAAAAGAAAGAACAAGAACCUGUAUGUCAACCCUGUUUAAGAGCGAUGAAUUCCAUGCUGAUACCUGCACAGCCUCCGCUCAAGCGUAUUUACCUGGCGUUCGAUGGUUUCAGUGUAACUUUCCGAGGCGACUUGGUCAAGCAGGGCGCUUCUGGGGCAAAAACGGUACUGGAAACGAUUUCAACGGUGAUGACUGCUCUAUUUCCCUUUUUGGAAAAACUUGGUCCUGGUUCACAGAUGCUGGUUCGGGACGAUUGGAAGUGGGUCACUGGUCGUUCCUCUCCAUCAACAACGGUGAAACAAAUCAUCCAGGAGAAGAUUCCGGAUCUUUCACCUGGGCAGCGUCUUCCGGAAAUGGAUGCUGUCUUUCAGUUCUUUCUUCUCACUUCUGCCAGACUGGCGUUUCAAUCCGAGAGAUGUCAUAUCAUGAAGUAUGAAUCAGGGCUGACAGUGAAGAGCGACGAAGCCGCUUUUUCGCCAUUCAUAUCAGGUCUAGCAGAGAAUCUGGAAGACUCGACCAUCCUGCGAAAGUUCAGGCUUUUGUAUGUUGAGGGUCUGAUCGAUAUCUCUGCGAAUGUGGACAAGAACGUAGUCAUUGUCACCGGUCGCCCGAACAGUGAACUGGGCGGAGGAUUGGGGAUCACCGUGAUUGAACUUUUAGGGUUGUUUGAAGAAGCUCGAAGAGGAGGUCCAUCGUAG
Messenger RNA from Tremella mesenterica DSM 1558, 756 nucleotides. RefSeq lists its product as uncharacterized. The record is from RefSeq and is a predicted model, not a curated record. The transcript has 6 exons. NCBI's taxonomy places the organism in Eukaryota, Fungi, Basidiomycota, Tremellomycetes, Tremellales, Tremellaceae. The coding region runs from base 1 to 756 and encodes 251 amino acids.